This is a messenger RNA of Brienomyrus brachyistius, 2820 nucleotides long. Its product is annotated as polyunsaturated fatty acid 5-lipoxygenase-like. The transcript has 20 exons. The coding region runs from base 157 to 2349 and encodes 730 amino acids. Gene Ontology annotation, molecular function: arachidonate 5-lipoxygenase activity; iron ion binding. Gene Ontology annotation, cellular component: nuclear envelope. NCBI's taxonomy places the organism in Eukaryota, Metazoa, Chordata, Actinopteri, Osteoglossiformes, Mormyridae. The record is from RefSeq and is a predicted model, not a curated record. Gene Ontology annotation, biological process: lipid oxidation; linoleic acid metabolic process.
CUACUAUAAAUUCGGGUUGCAGUAUAUGAACCCCGAUUCUGGGCCGAGGAGCCACAGUUGCUGUUACGCAAAGGAAUCAUUCUUCGUGUGAUUUAGGAGUCUCCACUUCACAGCUUUGUUUGCUGAUCAGGCUCACAUUGACCAGAAAGUUGAGUCAUGUCGUACUCGAUCAGAAUCGAACCCGAUGCUUCAGCUCACGACAUUUAUAUUGAGCUGAAAAAUGGAGAAAGGCUGUCCGGAGAGGUCAAAGUUACAAAACAAGGCACAGCCAUUGAAUUUAAUCAAGAACCGAAAGAGAUCAUCCUCCGACGGCAAGCAUCUUUUGUUAAAAGGAUCUUCACGACAUUUUACUGCAAAUACAUUGAGGUGGAGAGAAUGGGAUCUGUCUUCUACUUUCCGGUCUUCAGAAACGUUUCUAUCACGAAAGAGACCAUAGCAGAAGGUUCAGGAAAGCUGCCUUGGGAAGAUAAGCAGACAAGGGAGGAGGGGAUGGCAGAGAAAAGGAAUCUCCAGCAGCUGGUUGGCUGGGCUUCACCUCCUCUCAGUGCACCUUCCAAAGUAGCAGAGUCACAGAAUUUAACAAACACCUUCUCCCUCAUGUCACUGGCCAAACAUCAUUCCAGUGGGAUUAUUUCGGCGCUGGAUUCAAGGAAGAGGAGCAAAUUGGCGAAUAAAAUGAAAGGUUGUAGAGCACCCAGCCCAACCAUAUCUCCUCAGUACAGCGAAAACGAGAGCCAAUGGAACCCGAUCAACGGUCUGAUCCGUUUUCUUGUGAUAUUUCAGGAAAAAAUGUCCAGAGCACUAAACACGGUCCACACAAGCGGCCUUCCAAGCUUUGUGGAUGAAGGCCGGUUCGUCAUGCUACCAGAGAACUUGUGGUUCGGCCCCCUCAAACUUCUGACGCUAUUCAAAAAUUUCAUGACUGUGACCAUUCAGACUUUGCUAAGAAGACUUGGUAAUUUUGGCCGCACAUGGAGUAAGAUUGAUGACAUCAAAAGAGUGUUUUUAUUUCCAAGUAAAAGAGCAGUGUACAUCUCUGAGAACUGGAAGGAUGAUGCCUUUUUUGGGAGCCAGUUUCUUAAUGGAUGUAACCCGGGAAUGAUAGAGAAGUGCACUGAAUUCCCAGAGAAAAUUCCAGAGAUAACGAAAGUGUAUCCUAACAUCAAAGAGCUCAUCCAGAAUGGGAAGAUUUAUAUGGUUGAUUAUAAGCUGCUUGAUGACGUCAAAGAGGGCGUCAUUGAUGGUCAUCAGCAGUAUCUGGCUGCACCAAUCGUGCUUCUUCAGGAGACGGACGAGGGAUUGAUGCCCAUCGCUAUCCAGUUGAAACAGGAGCCCGGUAAAGAGAACCCCAUCUUCACUCCAAACGACAAGCCUGAGGCCUGGCUUCUGGCAAAGAUCUGGGUCCGUAACUCUGAUUUCUACCUGCACGAGCUGAUCUCCCACCUUCUGAGGACACAUCUGCUGGCUGAGGUCUUCUUCUUCAGCAUCUUCACGUCACUGCAUGAUGAGCACCCAAUCCUGAGGAUCCUUGCUGCCACGGGGAGAUACACGAUACCAAUCAACGUAACUGCCAGAGCCACGCUCACCAACGACACUGGCUUCUUUAUGAAGUACACAGCCUUCGGCAAGGCCGCCCAGUGGGAGGUGUUGCAGAGAGCCUUCAGCCAAGUAUCCUACAAGAGCCUCUGUCUGCCUGACAACCUGGAGAGCCGUGGAGUGCAGAAUCUGACGAACUAUUACUACAGGGAAGAUGCCCUGGCUAUCUGGGAUGCAAUAUCUGAGUUCCUUCUGAAGGUCAUUGAUACGUACUACAAAGAUGAUCACGAUAUUAGAAGGGACACUGAACUUCAGAACUUCUUUUCGUAUACUUACCAUUAUGGACUCCAGGGAAAAACAGAUUUACCGCAAAGCGUGGAGACCAAAGCGGAGGCGGUGAAAUACCUGAGCAUGGUGAUGUUCACCUGUUCAGCUCAGCACGCCGCUGUGAACCACGCACAGUAUGAUACUUACGCCUGGAUGCCAAACGGUCCCACAACGAUGAGGCAGCCCCCACCAAAGCACAAGGAUCUGGUGGAUGAGCAAUACAUCGUGAAGACUCUGCCUGGCUUGGCGGCCACCCUGGAGGCCAUGUCUGUGUCCCGGUUCCUCAGUCAGGUCUCCAAAGACUUUGUUGCCCUGGGAACUUACGUGAAUGCAGUAUCCAGUGACCCACGUCUGAGGGAUUCGAUCAAGAAAUUCCAGACACGGCUAAAAGCAAUUGGGAAAGCAAUUAAGGAGCGGUCAAAGGAGCAGCCCUUCCCUUACGAGUACCUGUACCCCGCUGGAAUUGAAAACAGCAUCGCCAUCUGAAAGACGGGGUCGCGACCCAGAAUUUAAUGUCCUUCACUUUGAUUUGCUAACAUUACUCACGUUCUUGUUUCUGAUUGGUAGGUAGUAGAUGCUAUUAAUUGAGAGUUGAAGCUCAUAGCUGGUGUUUGGGUGAUGCAUGUGAUGGGAUUCAGCAAAGUAACACUGUAAUCCAGGGGCGUUUCACUGAUAUUUAGACUGUAUCACACUGCAUGUUCCUAAAGCUGCAGGCAAUUUCAGCUUCCAUUCCUUUAGUGUGUAACACCAACGAUAACGGGGGCUUUUUUCACUUUAGGAAUUAAUGUCUUCACAUUUUUUUGAUUUUUGCCUGAGACCAGAAUGGUCUUAUAUACAGAAAGCAGUUAACAAGGAAUACAUGUCAUUUUGUGAUAUUCCACUAGGGGGCAUACUAAUUCCACACAUUACUCAUAUGAACAUUUCAUGUAGAAUUUCGUCAAUAAAUGACUACCAAGA